CUCCAGACCCAGAUUCUCUCACAGCAAAAAAAAAAAAAUUUAAUAAAAUAAAAUUCCAGAAAUCUGCUUUGAGAGGCAAGGAAUCCGAGCCCCCCGGCCCCAGAUGGUUGAUUUCUUCCAAUUUUGAAAAUCCGACUUUCCGGUCUGUUUUGAUUUUGUCUCCUUGCAGUUGCAGCAGAGACUCCUUUCCGUUUCGUACAAGUCCCAUCCAAUUUCCCGACCCUCCAUUUUGACCCAACAUUUCAACGCUCAAAACGCAGCGUUUUCCCAUUCCGCACCACCACCUCCCUCUCCGAGCCGAUUCGAUCCUUUUUUUUUUUUUUUUUUUCCCGAAUACAAAGCUCUUCUCUCCCUCUCUCUGCGCGAGCGCGCGUGUUUCUCCAAUUCAUUUAUUAUUAUUAUUAUUAUUAUUUAAAAAAAAAAAGAAUUUAUUUAAUAAUGACCAAGCAAAGCAAAAUUGGGUCAUGGUAAUUAUCGGAGUUUCCUCGUUUGCUCAUAGUCUCGUUGUGAGGGUAUUGCAGUUGCAAGGUGUAGUGAAGUUGGAACAUGUAUCACGCUAAGAAAUUUUCGAUGACGAACUUGGUGCCGCACAAAGGUGGUCAAGGUAGUGAGCCGCUGGCGAUGACUGCUGGGGUUUUGGGGGGAUCUUCUGCAGUCAAAAAUUCGACGCUUGCUGCUUCUGGGGGAGCUGGGAAGCAACGUUUGCGCUGGACUUCCGACCUUCAUGACCGUUUUGUGGAUGCCAUCACGCAACUUGGCGGACCAGAUAGGGCAACACCAAAAGGUGUUCUAAGAGUGAUGGGCGUACCUGGACUCACCAUUUAUCAUGUGAAAAGCCAUCUACAGAAGUAUCGCCUUGCAAAGUACCUUCCGGAUUCUCCUGGUGAUGGCAAAGGUUCUAAAGAUGAGAAGAAAAGUUCUGGAGACAGCUUUUCUGGCACAGAUUCUUCCCCUGGAAUGCAAAUUAAUGAGGCACUGAGGAUGCAAAUGGAGGUUCAGAAGCGUCUUCAUGAACAGCUUGAGGUUCAAAGACAAUUACAAAUGAGAAUAGAAGCUCAGGGUAAAUAUUUGCAAAAGAUAAUCGAGGAGCAGCAGAAACUAGGUGGUGCACUGAAAGCUUCUGAGACCUUGCCAUCAUUGGAUGAGGAAGAUAAGCGAAAGCCAUUUGAGUCAGAACCACCUGGUGAUGCUUCUGCCGGCCCCUCAUCUCCCCGGAAGAAACAAAAGGUGGAUGAUGUACUAACGGAAGGCUUCGCCGCCGCCUCGGUGCCAACAAAAAGUGACCAAAAGAAUGAUUUUGUUGGUCAGUGGGAUCGGGACUUUUAUGGAAGUGAUGCUGGGUUUGGAUUAGAGUUGGGAACUGAGAUCAAGGAGGGAGAUGAUGUAGAUCAGAGAGCAGCUCUGGAACUAGGUCCCAUGUGUGGUUCAAAAUAGUUAAUGUGGUCUUUUGUAAUGUUUGUAGCAGGAGUUAUAAAACCAUGCUUUGUGUAAAUCUAUACACGCAGUCCAUUUGUAGAUAUAAUUAAAUACAAAAUCUCUAGUUAUUCUC
Molecule: messenger RNA, 1549 nt
Organism: Corylus avellana
Lineage: Eukaryota; Viridiplantae; Streptophyta; Magnoliopsida; Fagales; Betulaceae
Product: myb family transcription factor PHL13
Molecular function (GO): DNA-binding transcription factor activity; DNA binding
Source: RefSeq, a predicted model, not a curated record